UGAUGGCGUUUGACAUGUGGAUUAUCUGUUGACUUUCUCCGGCAUGGACGUAGGUUCAUUAAGCGUUCACCAGCAGUCAACCUGAUAUUUUUAAUCUACCGAUCCUUCCAGUAAACUGGAAUUAAGUCCACUGGAUAUCCACAUUGUGUCCUCCAAUGGAUGGCGCAUCAGUUGUAACCACAGCAUCUCUACCUCCUGAUCUUCACGAUCCCUCCAGGUGCUUUCAAAAUGAAACCUCACCAUUCAGAUGUCCUGCCCAGCCUCCUCCCCUGGGCCCUCCACCUCCUCCUCCCCCUCCACCACCACCACCACCACUAUUUCCACCUCCACCACCCCCACCUCCUUCACUCAUGGGGGACCCCUUCACCCGGACUGUCCAGCGGCGCUCCAGAAUGCGUAACUUCAACUGGGACGCCAUCCCUAGGCAUAGUGUAUUGGGCAAGCGCAAUGUCUGGACAGCCCAACGCAACCUUGAGAACUUUGAGCUGGACACUAAGCGUAUGGAGGAGCUUUUCAGCCACAGCGAGCACCACGGUUUGAUCCGCAAGGGUGGGACGGUCCGAAAAAGUGUGUGGGGCCUUUCGCAAAUCUCUGCAGAAUCUGAGAACGUGUCAAUUCUCAACUCGAAGAAAAGUAUGAAUAUUGGUAUUCUACUCAAACAAUUUAAAAGGACACCGAAGGACAUUGUGGAGGCUGUUAGGCAUGGAAACAUGUGCUUUGCUUCCGAGAAACUGAGAGAGCUUAAUAAGCUCUUGCCUGAUGAUGUGGAGACAAAGAAGCUGAUGUCAUUCAAUGGAGAUUUGUCAGCACUAAAUGAAGCGGACCGUUUCAUGGUGAUGCUUGUUCAAGUGCCAGGGUAUAAAGUGAGAUUAAAGAGCUUACUUCUCAGAGAGGAGUUUUUCCCCUUUAUAGAGGAGAUCAAGCACUCCAUUGCUGUCAUGACAACCGCUGCUAAUGAGUUGCUGGCAUGUGAUGACCUACAUUCAAUCAUCAGACUGGUGCUGAAGGCUGGAAACUACAUGAAUGCGGGUGGAUAUGCAGGUAGCGCUAUCGGCUUCAGGAUGACAUCAUUGCUCAAACUGGUAGACACUAAAGCAAAUAAACCUGGCAUGAACCUCAUGCACUACGUUACCAUGCAAGCCCAACAAAUUGAUGAAGCUUUGUUGCACUUUACUGAACAGCUUCAACACAUUGGAAUUGCUGCAAGGAUUCAAAAGCAGGAAGUGGAAAUGGACUUUCAAAGGGAGUUGGAGAAAAUUAAGGAAGCAAAGAUGGACGCCAGCAAACAGCCGGAUCUUCUACAUCAGAUGGAAGCAUUUCUACGUAUGGCAGACAUUCGGCUUACAGAUGUGGAGGUUACCCUUCAGGAACUGGAAACCAUCAGCACCUCCGUAGCCGAGUAUUUCUGUGAAGACCCGCUCACAUUUAAGCUGGAGGAGUGUUGCUCCAUCUUUCAUUCCUUCUGCGAGAGGUUUGAGAGAGCUGCGCAGGAAAACCGUGAUCGAGAGGCAGCUGAAACUCGCAAGCGACAGCAAAGGGAGAGAGAAAUACUUACCAAAACUUCUAAGCGUCGAUCCACUGGCUCAUGCUCCACUCAGGAUGGGAACAAUGACAACUCCACUCUAGAAUCUGUCCUGACCAGCUUUCUCAAGCAACGUCCUUCCCGCAGGAGGCCCGGUGGACCUACAUCAGUAGCAAACAGCCCCAUCAAGAACAUCCGCCCUCAGGUUGAGAAGCGUGAGGACAACGGGGAUCUGAAAAGCCCUGCCGAAACCAAUGAGGAGAAAUCUGAGAUCCCAAGAGUGGAGGAACCAGAGAACAUCUGCCAGGAGGAACUUCCACCUUGUGUCGUUAAUGAUGUUCAACGGGCGCGUGCCGCAUCUAAAAGAGGACAGUGCAUUGAUGAUGAACUGAUUCCUGAAAGCAAUGAUCGCAAAGAAGAUGAAGGAAGAAACACCUCAAUCAAACAAGAACUUGAAGAUGGAGUAGUGGAUAAAAAAGAAGUAGAGGAGAUUGAAGAUUUGAAUAAAGAGGAAGACAACGAGAAAGCAGAGGAAGCAGACAAAAUGCCUGAUCUCUCCGGCAAGGUCUUCUGCUUUCAGGAUUGCGGCUUGAAUGGAAUGUCUACACCUGAUCGUUCCAGAAUCGUGUGCACCUCUACUCCUCGACAGAGGGAUAUCAAAGAGGUGGAUCUGGCCUUGCAGACUGGACUAGGAGGUCUUGGCUCCCCAUGGACCAUCCUCAGCCCUCGUGUCUCUCCUCGAGACACUCCGCACCGCAGACACUCCUUCUCCAUCUCCAGGGUGGACAUUCUUGAUGAUGGGGUUUGGGCGUUACCAGACACGCCUGUACGGGACAAGCCUUCAUUCUCCCAUAAAUCUGUUGCUUCAUCCUCUUUACCGGACUGUCCUUCAAAGCGGACUCCUGCACAAGGGAUGUUUCCGAGGUCAGCGAGGUCAGCUUCUCUUACUGAUGAAAAAGAGCGAGCACCGAACUUUAAACUGGGACAAAUCUUCCAGAGACGCAUUGGACCAGAAGUUCCUCCAGAUAAGAGACAGGAAGGCUCAGGACUUGUGUCUUUCUUUCGACGCUUUGGGGAGAGAAACCGGGCAGGGACUGUUGGUUAGGUUUAUACUUUUAAAGAUUUUACGCUGCCAUGAAGGAUAUUAGGAAUGUAGGCAAAUGGGAACUUGUCUUACAAAACUCUUGAUGCCUUUUGUGUUCUUAUGCAAAAAUACAUGCUGAAGUUGACAUGUCAAUAUUUUAUUGGUUUUUAGUUCAGCAUUGUUAUUUCUAACAGGCUGAUUUUAUUGGUUCACAACAUUAAAUUUUAGCGACUA
Messenger RNA from Danio aesculapii, 2840 nucleotides. RefSeq names its product FH2 domain containing 3 (gene fhdc3). Bases 156 to 2627 code for a protein of 823 amino acids. The transcript is spliced from 12 exons. Lineage: Eukaryota; Metazoa; Chordata; Actinopteri; Cypriniformes; Danionidae. The record is from RefSeq and is a predicted model, not a curated record.